AUGUCUCUGCCGUCCUGUCGGACCAAAGUUGCCCUGUUCGAGGGCUGCCGGCCCAGCCUCUCGACCCCGCAACAAAUCGCCGCGACUCAGGAUUUCUUGUCGUCGGCGUGUUCAACAUCCUGCAUCUACUGUGAUAUCUGGAAGUUGGCCACUCUGAUCGCCUCUCAUGUGCCGUUGUCUGCACGAUACGACCUGUACACCGGUACGCCGGUCAACUCACCCAACUCAUCGGCGCCAUCCAGCCCGGCAACUUCCUCACCCAUCUCCCGGUCAAGAUCACGAUCGAUAUCCUAUCAUCAGCUCAUUUCCGCAUCCAAGAAGAUCGAGGCACAGUUCCAAGCUCAGCGAUCCAGACUCAAUUCCAUCCUUAGCAUCUGUAUCGUCUCUGGCGCCGACCAGACCGAGGGGUUGAGAAUGGCCCACGAUCGAUGCUCUGACGCGGUGGAAGACCUGCUCGACCAGGAGGAGGAUUUGGAGGAAUGUCUGCUCAGGGACCUCCUAGAGUCUCAGGAGGACACCUAUGAUUCGGAUUCGGAUUACGAUUACACCCAGUUUGGCUAUGCAGUCCCGCCCGACUACUAUCAGCAGGAGCGACGACCGAGUCUGAUCGAUGUUACACACUGA
This is a messenger RNA of Capronia epimyces CBS 606.96, 624 nucleotides long. RefSeq lists its product as uncharacterized. NCBI's taxonomy places the organism in Eukaryota, Fungi, Ascomycota, Eurotiomycetes, Chaetothyriales, Herpotrichiellaceae. The coding region runs from base 1 to 624 and encodes 207 amino acids. The transcript has a single exon. The record is from RefSeq and is a predicted model, not a curated record.